Bombyx mandarina (wild silkworm) is the source of this 2464-nucleotide messenger RNA. It is a transcript of the gene thoc5, whose product is annotated as THO complex subunit 5. Gene Ontology annotation, biological process: mRNA export from nucleus. The record is from RefSeq and is a predicted model, not a curated record. Gene Ontology annotation, molecular function: mRNA binding. Gene Ontology annotation, cellular component: THO complex part of transcription export complex. NCBI's taxonomy places the organism in Eukaryota, Metazoa, Arthropoda, Insecta, Lepidoptera, Bombycidae.
CAAUAAUGAAGUAUAAUUUAAAAAAAAAUCAUAGUUAAAGGACUACCUUUCAAAUUAAAGGCUAACAUUAAAAGAAAAAUAAUUCAAACACUACCGUGAACGAUGCUAUUCCAGACUUGGAUGAAAUCUGAUAAACUUGAAUAAAACUAAACAUGGGAAAAGAAGAAGUAACGGCUGUUAAGAAACGGCGCAAAUUAAAUACAAGUACAUCAAAUGACGGAACAAAGUCAGUUCCCGUUGAUGUAUACAAGCGUGUUGUUGAAUUUGAAGAAGCUGAAGCUCAUCUGCGUCCAGCUGAUAAGGAUGCUGCCUUUUUCAAUAAAACAUGCCAAGACAUAAGGCAACUUUUUAAAGAGAUUGCAGAGUUAAAAACUAAAGAAACAUUGGAGGCUAAAGAAAAGAUAAAUGCAAAAAGAGUGGAAGCUUCAUUACUGCUGGUUGCGUUAAAGAAAUUAAAUCGCCUGGAGAAAGUACGAACUAGAGCUGGUCGUGAUGCGCUCCAUAAAGAGAAACAGAGAGUUGAUUCCACACAUUUACUGUUACAAAAUUUACUUUACGAAGCAGAUCACUUAAACAAAGAAGUAACUAAAUGUUUACAAUUCAAAUCUAAAGAUGAAGAAAUAGAUCUUGUGCCUCUUGAAGAAUUCUAUAAAAAUGCACCUCCUGAUAUUAUUAGAUCAGAGGCCACAAAGGCUGAUGAACAUCAAUUACAAUUAGCCCGACUGGAGUGGGAGUUACGUCAACGUCGUGAAUUAUCUGAAGCCUGUAAUGAACUCAUUUCUUCCAAGGAACGAGUAGCAGCUGCCAUUGCUGCUGCACGUUCUAGGCUUGAUGCAUUGGCUCCACAUCUGAAAGAUGUCUUGAAAUCCACUAAACCUUUGCAAGAAUGUCUUGCUCUACGCUUGGAUGAAAAACGUGAUGAGGCCAGGGCCGCAAGCUUGCUUCCAGCAUCACUAUUCUUACUGUUUAAAAAUGCAAACGCAUAUUCUGAUAUUUUAGGAAGCAAAGUUAUUAGUGUUGGUGUUUGCGGUGAUGAAGAUGAAGCUCGCCGGCAUGAUCAAAACAAUGUUGAAAAUGAUAUUAUUUCAUCAAAUGAGUCAGAUUCAGAUCAAGAAAAUAAUGAUGAAGAUCAACAAACCAAAAAGAAACGACAUCACAGAACUAAAAACGUAUCUAAAGAAGACAAAGCAGAAGCUAAAAUAAAACGAGUAUUCAAGAAACAUCCUUUAAAUGUACAAGUUUCAGUUAAAGCAGAAGAUGGUACUGCAUUGAAUCUCAUAUUAUCAUACCUCAUAAACUUGAAAAUUAUAGUUGUGAAGUUUACUGUAUCGCUACCCAAACCUGUCACUGGUGUAUCUGCUGCUGAUGUUCUAAAUGGACAUUCUAUUUUAAAUGAACUGUACCCAGGGGAUACGGGAGAUGAUUCACCCCACCCUGCAACUUCUUAUUUACUAAAAAAUGCAGGUAUAUCGGAAAGCUUUUCUCAUUUCAUACCAGAAAUUGGACGCCCAUACGUUUGGGCACAAAGAAUGUGUGGAAUUGAUUUUAUGACUUCAGAAUUGAAUGAGCAAUCUGUUAGAAGAGCUGUUGAACCGUGUCCUAAUCUCAGUGUCGCCACUGUUGAAAAUUUUAUCAUGACAUUGAAAAAGAGACUAAAAUGUAGAGUAAAACUUAUGCAUGAGCUACAAGAUCUAGAAUCAGGAAAGAUUUCACCACCAAAAGGAAGCUUGCCUCCUUCUAUGCGUCUAGCAGGUUCUUUGACUCAGUGGCAGUCUGUUGGUUGGCCUGAGUACAGUCAGGCCCCAUCAACAGCUUUUCUUGUAACUGAAGGUUUAGUAUCUGCAAAUGAUUUACUUUAUAGAGCGAUAAUUACCAGACAAUCAGCUAAGUUGGUGGCUUUAGUUGCCCUCAGAAGCGAUUAUCCUAAGAGCGUGCCAAUAUUUUCUCUAACUUUACACUGGAAUGGCACUCAUCACGCAGGUAUUAAUGAUGAUAUCCGGGAUAUUGAAAGAGUCNCAACAGCUUUUCUUGUAACUGAAGGUUUAGUAUCUGCAAAUGAUUUACUUUAUAGAGCGAUAAUUACCAGACAAUCAGCUAAGUUGGUGGCUUUAGUUGCCCUCAGAAGCGAUUAUCCUAAGAGCGUGCCAAUAUUUUCUCUAACUUUACACUGGAAUGGCACUCAUCACGCAGGUAUUAAUGAUGAUAUCCGGGAUAUUGAAAGAGUCAUAAAUACUGAGAUAGAUUUAGAGGAACGCAAGCACUGCACCCUUUCUACUCAAAUAACAAAAUUAUUAGCCUGUCUUGAUAUUCUAUUGGAAACAAGCGAUUCCCCAGAAUUUCCACCAGACAAAGUUAUACUUCAUCCAGUUAGAGGACGUAACAGGAGCAAGCCAUAUAAAUUUGUAAACCAAGGUGUUGGUGUCUUUGUACAUCACUGAAUUGAAUAAAUUUUACAACUCGUCAA